AUGUCGAUUAUCAAGGAAUUGAAAUCACAGUUCUCUUCGAUCGCUUGGUGUCCCAUCAAGGAGCAUGUCAGUAUUAUGGCAGUUGCCUCCAUGAAAGAUUACGUUCCUUUGGAGGAGGAUACCGCGAAAUCAUUAAGACUCUAUGACUGGAGCCUGGAGGAUGUUAGAAAGAGUCAGUUUGUUGCUGAGACGACGCUUUCUUCUGAAAUUAGCUGUAUAAGCUGGGGUUGUACAGCGAUUCCUAAUCGGGAGGGUGCCCAGGGCUUGAUUUGCCUUGGAAUGCCGUCUGGAUGUGUGGAGCUGUGGAUUCCUUGCUGCAGUGUAUCAAAGACCUGGACAUUGGAGAAGGUUGUCGUGUGCUUGUUCCGUGUGAUUUAUAGAUCGCCUCUUAUCUGCUUCAACUGUCAUAACGGGUGGAACCAGCUUUGUGUUGGCUGCAAGGAUGGCUCUGUAUCCCUUGUUGAUCUGACCACGAUCGAUCAUCCGGAAGUGUCGAUGCUGACGAGACCGAAUAUGAAUUAUAGCGAAAUCACACAUGCUUCCUGGAAUCCGAAGGUCGGCCACAUUGUGUGCACGAGCACUGCUUCGGGUCGUGUGGUUGUGUGGGAUAUUCGCCAGAAGACCGUCUGGUGCGAGCUGUUUGACAACAACACCAACCGCGUGAGUCAAGUGGCGUGGAAUCCCCACGACGGUUUGCAGCUUCUGACUGCGAUCGAUUCGGACGCUUCUCCCUUGCUGAAGCUGUGGGACCUUCGGAGCAGCACUUCCUGCCCGCUGGCCGAGCUCGCGGGGCAUUCGAAGGGCGUACUGGACUUGGUGUGGAACGCCGAGGAUCCUCGCUUUGUGGCAUCGACAGGCCGCGACAACAAGCUCUUGCUGUGGGACAUGAGCAAGCGGGAAGUCAUCGGCGACAUCACGAACGGAGAGGAGAAGCCGGAGCUUCCGACGGACGCUGCGGACUUCUUCACGACCGUGGCGCGCGCGGCGAGCGCUACGCGCAAGACGCAGGUGCUGUGGAACCAGUUUAACCCCGCUGUGAUCGCCACGGCGGCCUCCGAUGGGAGUAUCGUCCUGCACAACGUGGAGGGCGUGUCGAUGAAGAAGUCGGUGGUGUCGUCGGCUGUUUAUUCGGCGGUGAACGGAUGCGAAAACCGCUUCCAUGGAAAGGUGCUCUCCGUGUCCGAUCUGGUGUGUGGGAACGACGUGAAGGAAGAGAUCGGCCAGUUUGAGAGCGCCAUGGCGCAGGGCGAUCUGAAGGGAUUCUGCGAUCGGAUGGUGGCGGUGUGCGAGGAUCCGCGUGAGAACGAGAUGUGGCUGUUUAUGAAGUGCAUGUUCGAAGACGACGCGCGAAACACGCUCAUUAAGCAUCUCGGCUACGUCCUUCCGCCCACUGAACAGCCCUCGGAGAGCGAGGCGCAGCCCGCUCAGCCCGCACAGCCCGUCGAGAUUCCGCAGCCCGUCGAGAAACCCGCGAUCACCGCGGAAGAUCUCUUCGCGAGCGCGUCUCCCCUCGCCAACGAAUCGCCUCUCGCGGAAACUGCCGCUGUGGAGGAACCAAAGGAGCCAAAGGAAGCAGAGGAAGCGACUCUCUCCGCGGUGGAGGAAGAGAACGCGGAGUGGGUGUCCGAGCUGAAGCAGAGCGUGAUCGUGGGCGAUUUCGCGCGUGCUGUGGAAGUGUGUUUCAAGUAUGGCCGAUUUGCCGACGCCUUGGUGCUUUCCGCCUGGGGAGGAAGCGAGUUGGUCCAGCAAACCACCGACCGCUACAUGCGCGAGCAAGCGUCGUCGACGCUCAAGUCGCUGGCGACGAUCGUGUCUGGCGACUUGACGGAGGCCGUGGCUUCGACGACGGUCGCUUCCUGGCGCGAGACCCUCGCGAUGAUCUUGACCUACGCGCGCGAGGAGGAGUUCAUCACGCUCUGCCAGCAGCUGGGCGAGCGGCUGGAGCAGCUGGGCGCUCGCGACGAGGCCUUGCUGUGCUCGAUCUGCGCGGUCGAUGUGAGCGGUCUGCUGCGUCUGGGACUGGGAGCGAGCCAGGAUUACCGCGUGCGCUCGCACUUGUCCGUGAUGGAAGUGCUGCUGAUUCUCUGCACCAUGGUGCCCGUGCAGGACCUCCAUCUCGACGCCAAGCUCGCGGCCUUCGGAGAGAAGCUCGCCGUGCUGUGCGAGGCGCUGGAGGAGCAGGGCAUGAACUCGAUCACCUCGCACUUCCUCCAGAGUCUCCGCUCCGCUCCGUCCGCCCAGUCGCUGCUCCAGGCCAUGGCAGCCGCCGUCCCGGACUUGCUCCCAGGCUUCCGGCCCGCGGCUGCUCCUGCUCAGCCCGUGGCUCAGCAGCCCGUGGUUCAGCAGCCCGUGGCUCAGCAGCCCGUGGCUCCCCAGUUCGCGAAGCAGCCCGCUCCGUCUAUGCAGCCGAUGAUGCCCGCUCCGCUCAAUGCCUCCGUGCCCGCUCCCAAGCCCUUCACUCCCGCGGCGACCGUGCCGGCUCCCAAGCCCUUCAUGCCGACGCCGUUCGUCCCUGCGACGCAGCCCGUCAUGCCGCAGCCCGCCAUGCCGCAGCCCGCCAUGCCGCAGCCGCAACCUGAGCCACAGCCACAACCCGAAGUGGAGUACGCGUAGGCGCUGCUUCUUCCUUCUCAUCUCCAGAAUCACGCCGCAGCAGCAGGGAAUCAUGAGCUCGCUGAGCAAUACCAUCGCACUACUGCGCGAAGCCCCGCUCACCGCGGUAUUCUUCGAAUUCGAGCGUGAUGUGUAGCCCCAGCAAGGAAUUCUCGUGAAGGCUGAAGAGGCGAUCGCCUGCAUGGAGAAGCAGUUCAAGAAGGGACUGGUGUCGCAGGAGGCCGAGGCACUGCUCGUUUUGUUGCAGGACAAGCUGAACGCGUUCGACUUUGUGGGAGCUGAAGAUGUGUACAAGAAACUGAAUCUGGAGUUCUGGAAGGCGCACAAGGACUGGCUGUUGCCUCUGAAGCACUUCCUGAAUCUCUGCAAGAAGAUGUCUUCAUAGUAGUGAUGAAUAGUAGAGUAUGGAAU
Molecule: messenger RNA, 3024 nt
Organism: Blastocystis hominis
Lineage: Eukaryota; Bigyra; Opalinata; Blastocystidae
Exons: 6
Coding region: 1-2613 (870 amino acids)
Biological process (GO): intracellular protein transport; endoplasmic reticulum to Golgi vesicle-mediated transport; COPII-coated vesicle cargo loading
Cellular component (GO): COPII vesicle coat; endoplasmic reticulum exit site
Molecular function (GO): structural molecule activity; protein binding
Source: RefSeq, a predicted model, not a curated record